Blastomyces dermatitidis ER-3 is the source of this 5237-nucleotide messenger RNA. RefSeq names its product long-chain acyl-CoA synthetase. Gene Ontology annotation, biological process: long-chain fatty-acyl-CoA metabolic process; long-chain fatty acid metabolic process. The coding region runs from base 1820 to 3904 and encodes 694 amino acids. The transcript is spliced from 6 exons. Lineage: Eukaryota; Fungi; Ascomycota; Eurotiomycetes; Onygenales; Ajellomycetaceae. Gene Ontology annotation, molecular function: long-chain fatty acid-CoA ligase activity. Gene Ontology annotation, cellular component: endoplasmic reticulum; plasma membrane; lipid droplet. The record is from RefSeq and is a predicted model, not a curated record.
GCAGGAACUUUUUUCACCCCCCUGAUUAUCACUCAUUCCAUGUGCAUCUGAUGUCACUCUGGUAGUACUGCUACACACUGUUUACCUGAGCCUCAACUUUUAAUGUUACGCGCCUGAUGUAUGGAACAUUCCGUAUGGUACCAACUGUAACAGGAUAACUCCCGAUGCGGCUUAGUCGGCCAUACCUAGGUAACAACCUUGGGGUCUCCUCAACACCGGCCGUUGUGGUCAAACGGGUCGAAAAGCCAGAAACAAUCGGCCCACUACGAAAAACUACAUAAAAAGCCAAAUAAAGACAACAAGGGCGAUGACUCCCUCGCCCUUUUUCUCAUCGGUGCGUCAUCCCUUUUCGGCCAGACAAAGGAGACAAGGCCAGGCUGCACAGGAACUUGGCUUUCAUGUGUGCACUCAAGUAGCUAGUCUUCCUCUAAGCCACAGGCUCACGCUCGGUCUGGAUUCAUACACAGAGGACAAAGCACGGCAAAGCUGUCACCUGUCGACUGUCAAAAGCGGCCCCUAAGUCUUGGGCCUUACGCGACUCAGCGCCAAGUAGCUUUGCGAGUCUUGACUUACAACCUCGAAGGGGUGGGGGCGAGUGCCGCUUCUAAAAAACAGCACUGGCUCACAACAAGCUCACAGGAGUCGACUCAACACUCCCAGAGUGUCUGAGUUGCGCGCCCGCCACCAGGCUAGUGGAGGUUAACACCUAGGCGUUCCCUUCUUCCCAGGCUCCCCUCUCCCCUCUCCCUGCUACCACUGCAGUGUGCCCAAGGACGCUUGAAGUCCAUCGCUAUCAUGUGCGCUAGCUAGCACCUAAAGACCCUUGCAGGUUGUUCAUUUUAACCGGGGUACUUCAAAAAUAGCCCACGGUUCGCGAAAUCCCAUAUGAUUCUGGGACUUUGUGUUGACUAACCAUGCCUAGGCAAAAGAGUUUCCUGGGGUUGAAGUUGAGCUGCCAAGAAAAGCAGAAGACGGAUCAAAUCCUAGAAGCUUCAAAGAGGCGGGACAGCGACAGGCUAGUCAUGACUAGUUUCAAGAGGAUCAAGGCCUCUAGUGGUGCUUUGUACCCGGGCUUUUGAAGAGGUUGUUCUCCAUACUGAUUGCAACAUGGCUCAGUAUUACUAUUGCUAACAGCCUGUGUUUGCUUUCUAUUCAGUUUACCUAAACCAGGCAUAAUCCUAGCAGCUGCCCUUUUGAUAUGAAUUUUGAAUCAAGCGGCCACGUAUCCAGACGUAUCUAUAUAUAUAUAUAUAUAUAUCACCCGGGCCAGUCAGCUUCUUCGGGUAAUAGCCUCUCACACAAUAUAGUCCGUUUCGUAUCCAUCAGAAACUUGAUAUUGAGCAAACGAGUCACGGGACCAGCAUCUUUUGUACUCUCCCACCCAAACCACGGAGAGGGGUACAUCUAUAUUUCAGUACGUGUAUAAUACAGGACUUGGCAGGCUAGUAACCCCAAUACCGCCGGGGCUGCGGCGUUAGUGAAAUCUCCUUGCCUCCUUGCUCGUCGGCCAAAGCAAGCUUCGCUGCGCUGGCUGAUCUGGGCGACCUUGGCCUCCACCACCUCCACCUUUUUCUUCUCCUCUCCUCUCCUCUCUCUCCUCUCCUUUGCCUCUACUGUCCUCAUCUCCUCAUCUCAUUCCUCAUCUCAUUUUCGCUCUUCUACCUCCUACCCCAAGCCGAAACUACGCAAUACCCUGGGCGCAGUGUCUCCACGUCAGAGCUCCUAGUCUUCCUGGCUAGCUACGAACCCUCACAUUUCGAGUCUAAUCAGUUAGCCGAACCUCAUUCUUCCUAGCACGUCCACAGUCAACCCAGUCACCAUGGCGAAAAAAGAUAGCCCGCUGUUUCCCCGUAUGUCCAAGAAGCCUCCCUUCACCGUAGAAGCCCCCGGUGUCCAAAAGGUUGAAGGGGAGACCAUCCCCCGCAGGCACCCUGCCGCGAAGGACGGCCUCGUCAGCAAACCUCAUCCGGAAAUCUCAACCCUCUUUGAGAACCUCAAAUGGAGCGCGAAGACGUACGGAAAUUCCAAAGCGGUGGGAUCGCGUCGGAUAGUUGGAACCCAUGUCGAGAAUAAGAAGAUCAAGAAGAUGGUGGGUGGGGUAGAGCAGGAGGUCGACAAAGAGUGGACCUUCUUCGAGCUCAGUGGUUAUACCUAUCUUACCUUUAUUGAGUUCGAGAAGCUUGUCCUGGAGCUGGGCGCUGGUCUCAGGAAACUUGGACUCGAGAAGAAUAGCAGGCUCCACAUGUUUGCUGCCACGAGCGCACAUUGGUUGGCGAUGGCACUUGGUGCCGGAUCUCAAUCGAUGACUAUUGUGACUGCCUACGACUCCCUGGGAGAGGACGGCUUGAAGCAUUCCCUGUUACAGACUCAUAGCAGCGCCAUCUUCCUCGACCCUGUCCUCCUCUCAACCCUUGAGCGUAUAUUGAAGGAUGCUACGGAUAUUAAAUAUGUCAUCUAUGACACGGCAACUGAGGCCAAGCAGGAACAUAUUGAUAGCCUAAAAUCUGGCUUCCCUCACAUCAACAUUAUGAGCUUUGAAGAGCUCCGGAACCUUGGCGAAGAAAAUCCCGUAGAUCCGGUACCACCAACCCCGGAAGAUCUGUGCGCCAUCAUGUAUACGUCAGGAUCAACCGGCCCCCCGAAAGGUGUUGCUCUGAAGCAUAGCAUGGUUGUUGCCGGGAUGGCCGGAGCUAAUGCCAAUGUCGGGCACGUUCUGGGCCCGUCUGACGUGCUUCUGACCUAUCUCCCGCAAGCGCAUAUCCUCGAGUUUAUAUUUGAGAAUCUUUGUCUCUUUUGGGGCGGAACAAUGGGCUACGGCAGCCCGAAAACACUUUCUGACACAUCCGUGCGAAACUGCAAAGGCGAUAUUCGUGAAUUGAAACCUACCGUCCUAGUGGGUGUGCCAGCCGUGUGGGAAACUGUAAAGAAGGGAAUUAUUGGCAAUGUAAACAAAGGUGGCGCUCUCAUUAAGGGACUCUUCUGGGGAGGCCUUAGCGCCAAACACUUUUUGAUCUCCGCUGGCCUUCCCGGAUCGGGCAUCUUGGACGCAAUCAUUUUCAAGAAGGUCAAGGAAGCGACUGGAGGUCGUCUCAGAAUUAUGUUGUCCGGCGGUGGACCGAUUUCCAAGGACACGCAGCUGUUCCUUUCCAUGGCCCUAUGCCCAAUGGUUGGUGGUUACGGCUUAACUGAGACCAGUGCUAUGGGUGGCCUAUGCGAUCCCUUGGCAUGGACCCAUAAUGCGAUUGGCGAUAUCGCAGCAUCGGUCGAAAUCAAACUCGUUGAUUUCGCCGAGGCAGGCUAUUUCACGAAGAACAAUCCGCCCCAAGGUGAAAUCUGGAUUCGCGGCCCCAGUGUCACAGAAGGCUAUUACGAUAACGAAGCGGAAACCAAAGCGGCUAUAACUGAUGAUGGUUGGUUUAUGACUGGCGAUAUUGGCGAGUUCGACAAGAAUGGCCAUCUUAAGAUUAUCGACCGCAAGAAGAACUUGGUUAAGACUCUUAAUGGCGAGUACAUUGCGCUGGAAAAGCUUGAGUCUAUAUAUCGCUCCGCCAAUGUUGUCGCCAACAUCAUGGUCUACGCUGCGAUAGAUCAAACUAAGCCAAUUGCAGUUAUUGUCCCCGCCGAACCUGCUCUCCUCGCGCUCGCGAAGGCGAAUGGAAUCGAAGGAGAAAGUAUCGAAGCGCUGGUUCACAACAAGAAGUUGAACUCGAUUGUCCUCAAAGAGCUACAAAAUGCUGGUUACGCCAGUCACCUUAAGCCUUUUGAAAUUAUCGAGGGAGUUGUGCUCUCCGAUGAAGAGUGGACUCCGCAAAAUGGCUACAUCACCGCCGCUCAGAAACUCCAACGAAAGAAAAUCUCCAACCAUUUCCAAAAGGAAAUUGACCGUGCCUACGGAAAGAAAUGAUCCUAAGGACUUCUAGCUACCCCGCAAGUUCCUUUGGUUACCCCUGCCCUUUCUCAAUCCAUGUCCCAGAUCCAUGCUGCAUGGUAGCCACUCAGGAACUACGCGCUAUCUAAUUUUAGGCCACCUUGGUAGCUUAUCGACCCGGAGACAACGGGACUGCCGUUCUUAUGACCAAUUAUACCAUGUUUUCCUAAGUAUAUACCAAUCUAUGUUUUUCGCACAGCUUGCGCUAGCCGCCUUUGUGUGUAUUCUUGCCUGCCUGGAAAGCGCCUCACAACGAAUGAUUUCUAUGAACAUGGAGAUCGAAGACAUUGGGCCAGACCUAUCCAGUACGGCCCAAUUCACUCGUUGCCACCAGUAUGCGGAUUUCACACCCUCGCUCCGUGCUUGCUGCGCGUGGUAUUUGUGUGUUCUCCCUUCCUCUCCUUCUCUGUCCUUUGAUUUUGGACUUUGUGAUAUACGUUUUGUUUUCGCUGCUCAGUAUUGUCCUCUAUAUAUGCCCCAACCUAAUCUCUGUUCCAGUCCCUGUAUCGAACCUUUUUCCGUAUAUUUUUUUUCUUUUAUAUAUCGAUGUAUCUAACUCAUGCGCACGCGAAAUUACCCCCUACCAUGUCCCUAUGCAUGUUGAUGCCUUCCCAUAUUUCGAUAUGUUUGUAAUUUCUUUUUCCUUUACGUUGUGAGCCUCUUUUCGGGGUACGAUUUGUCGUUUGUCUUUUGUUAUUUCUUGCCUGUUUGCCUGCUUGCCUUGGUGAUGUGAGGACAUUUUAAAUAUCGAUCAGUGACUGUACUUUAUUAUCCCCGUCUGUUCCUCGUUUUGCUAAGUGCGUUUGAUCUACCUGAAUUUGUUUUCGUGACCUUUAUUGAUUUUGUCUAUCUAUACCUUAUUCUCUUUACCUUUGUGGUUUUUUUGAAGUAUUAGUGUAGCUGAAAUCAAUAUAUAUAUAUAUAUAUAUAUAUGUAUACGCAAUUUUAGGUGGCUAUGUGUGUGAACAGGUAACCUGAUAGGACACACGUGAAGAGCGCUCUACCGAUGAAAUAAGUUAUAGAGCAUUUUUACCUCAGAAGAAGCAGUCAUCAAAACUGAAGAUGGCCUGCUGGGUCAAUGUCAAGUUGUAUCAAAGGAGGAGAUUCUAUUGGGUUGUUUGUUCAGAUUCAAUAUAUGCAAAAUCGUUACCAUCGACCUAUAACCGAGUUACAUGGUUAUAUACAUAUAUACUCAGUACAUAUUCAUUCAUUCAUUCUUUGCAAUUUGGAAAUCGAGUUAUUCCCCAUGCCUGACUGACUAUCGUGAUAUUUGCCAAGAAUCAGGGGAGAGGACGCUAAACCUUCCUGA